AUGAGUGAAAAAAAUAGUCGUAUUGCUAUUGUCAGUGCAGACAGAUGCAAACCAAAGAAAUGUCGUCAAGAAUGUAAAAGAUCAUGUCCUGUUGUUAAAACAGGUAAAUUGUGUAUCGAAGUUACACCAACUUCAAAAAUUGCAUUCAUUUCAGAAAUUUUAUGUAUUGGUUGUGGUAUCUGUGUUAAAAAAUGUCCAUUUGAUGCUAUUCAAAUUAUUAAUUUACCAACUAAUUUAGAAGCUCAUACAACACAUCGUUAUUCUGCUAAUAGUUUUAAAUUACAUAGAUUACCAACACCAAGACCUGGUCAAGUUUUAGGUUUAGUCGGUACUAAUGGUAUUGGUAAAUCAACAGCUUUAAAAAUUCUUGCUGGUAAACAAAAGCCAAAUUUAGGUAGAUUUGAAGAUCCUCCUGAAUGGCAAGAAAUUAUCAAAUAUUUCCGUGGUUCUGAAUUACAAAAUUAUUUUACUAAAAUGUUAGAAGAUGAUAUUAAAGCUAUUAUUAAACCACAAUAUGUUGAUAACUUACCUCGUGCUAUUAAAGGUCCAGUUCAAAAAGUUGGUGAAUUAUUAAAAUUAAGAAUGGAAAAGGAUGCUGAAACUGUUAAAAGAUAUAUUAAAAUUAUGCAACUAGAACCUGUCUUAAAUAGAGAAGUCGCUAAUUUAUCUGGUGGUGAAUUACAAAGAUUUGCUAUUGCUAUGUCAUGUGUACAAGAUGCUGAUGUUUAUAUGUUCGAUGAACCUUCCUCCUAUUUAGAUGUUAAACAACGUUUGAAUGCUGCUCAAAUUAUUAGAUCUCUAUUGGAACCAACUAAAUAUGUUAUUGCAGUCGAGCAUGAUUUGUCCGUGUUAGAUUAUUUAUCUGAUUUUGUUUGUAUCAUUUAUGGUGUUCCAUCUGUGUACGGUGUUGUCACUUUACCAUCUUCCGUUAGAGAAGGUAUCAAUAUCUUUUUAGAUGGUCAUAUUCCAGCUGAAAAUUUGAGAUUUAGAACCGAAGCUUUACAAUUUAGAAUUGCUGAUGCUAAUGAAGAUUUAAAAACUGAUGCCACUCGUGGUUAUGAAUAUCCUGCUAUGAAACGUACUCAAGGUGAUUUCGUCCUUGAAACUGAAGCAGGUGAUUUCUCAGAUUCUGAAAUUUUAGUUAUGAUGGGUGAAAAUGGUACUGGUAAGACUACUUUAAUUAAAUUGUUAGCUGGUGCUAUUCAAGCUGAUAAGGGUUCUGAAGAUCUACCUAAAUUAAACGUCUCUAUGAAACCACAAAAGAUCGCUCCAAAGUUCCCAGGUACCGUUAGACAAUUAUUCUUUAAGAAGAUUAGAGCUCAAUUCUUAAACCCACAAUUUCAAACUGAUGUUGUUAAACCAUUGAAAAUUGAUGAUAUUAUCGAUCAAGAAGUCCAACAUUUAUCUGGUGGUGAAUUACAAAGAGUUGCUAUUGUUUUGGCUCUAGGUAUUCCAGCUGAUAUCUAUUUGAUCGAUGAACCUUCUGCUUACUUAGAUUCUGAACAACGUAUUAUUUGUUCUAAGGUCAUUAGAAGAUUCAUUCUACAUAAUAAGAAGACCGCAUUCAUUGUCGAGCAUGAUUUCAUCAUGGCCACUUACUUGGCCGAUAAGGUUAUUGUCUUCGAUGGUACCCCAUCUAAGCAUGCUUUUGCUAGAACUCCUGAAUCUUUAUUAACUGGUUGUAACAGAUUCUUAAAGAACUUAAAUGUCACCUUCAGAAGAGAUCCAAAUUCCUUCAGACCAAGAAUUAACAAAUUAGAUUCCCAAAUGGAUAAAGAACAAAAGUCAUCUGGUAAUUAUUUCUUCUUGGAUAAUACCGGUGUUUAG
This is a messenger RNA of Maudiozyma saulgeensis, 1827 nucleotides long. The record is from the annotation of a GenBank genome assembly. NCBI's taxonomy places the organism in Eukaryota, Fungi, Ascomycota, Saccharomycetes, Saccharomycetales, Saccharomycetaceae.